AGAGCAGCACAAAGCAGCCGGUGGAAACCACAAGGCACUCCGCUGCGAAGAGGCGAGUCUGCUGGGAGACCUCCGAGGAAAGAAAAUGACUUCCAAGCCCACUGGAGCCGCUGCCCUCUGUUUCCUCUUGAUAAGCCUCUCUGUCAUCAUUGCUGUGGCUGUCAUUCAGAUUCACAAGAAGCGCUACGUGUCUCCGGGACUAAAACAUGGCAUCGUCCUCGAUGCGGGGUCGUCACGAACGACGCUAUAUGUGUACCAGUGGCCUGCCGAGAAGGAGAACAACACGGGUGUGGUGGAUCAGACCCUGAGGUGCGACGUCCAAGGUCCUGGCAUCUCUAGCUUGGGGAUUGACGCCAAUGUGGAUUUCCAGAUGUGGCAUUCCAUGGCAGACUGCAUUAACAAGAGUAAAGAUGUCAUACCGCCCACCCAGUACAACACCACCCCCAUCUACCUGGGGGCCACUGCGGGCAUGAGGCUCCUGAGGUCACAAAACGAGACGGCCGCCGACGUGAUCCUGUUGACUGUGCAGCGGUACCUGCAGUCCCUGCCUUUUGAUUACAAAGGAGCUUCCGUCAUCACCGGGCAGGAGGAGGGCAUCUAUGGAUGGAUCACUGCCAACUAUCUGAUGGGCAAUUUUCUAGAGAAAAACCUUUGGAACGCCUGGGUGCGACCCCACGGUGCUGAGACUUCGGGGGCCCUCGAUCUCGGCGGAGCUUCCACCCAGAUCGCCUUCACUCCAGAGUGGGAGGACCGAGGAGACAGCACCCUGAGCGUCAUGCUCUACGGCUACGAGUACCACGUGUACACGCACAGCUUCGCGUGCUACGGCCGGGACGAGGCGGAGAGGCGUCUGCUAGCGACCCUGGUGCAGAAAACAUCCAGCAGCGCCUUCACAGAAAACCCCUGCUUUCCUCAAAACUACGUGACGACGCUGAGUGCCAAGUCGAUAUUCGGAAGUCAGUGCACCGCCACCUACAGGACGGAGGACUACAACCCCAACAGCCGCAUCACGUUUGUGGGGACCGGAGAUCCGGGGCUGUGCCGGGAGACGGUUUUCUCCUUGUUCGACUUCACGUCCUGUCACGGGAAGCAGCAGUGCUCGUUCGAUGGCGUCUAUCAGCCCGAGGUCAUCGGCAAAUUUGUGGCCUUUUCUGGGUUUUACUACACAGCAGAAGCUUUGGGUCUCAGUGGCUCCUUCUCCCUCGACACCUUCAAUUCCAGCACCUGGUCCUUCUGUGCGCAGGAAUGGCAAAUGCUUAAAGCCAAACAUUCAACAAUGAAAGAAGGAUAUCUGCGUUCCUACUGCUUCUCAGCAAAUUACAUCUACAACCUUCUAGUCCACGGGUACAAAUUCAACUCACUUACCUGGCCACUCAUCAGCUUCCAAAGAGAGGUCAGCAAAAGCAGUAUAGCCUGGUCCUUGGGCUACAUGCUAAACCAGACCAACAUGAUCCCAGCCAAGGCCGGGCACUUCAAGCUACCCAUGAGCAGCUCCGUCUUCGCCGGACUCCUCUUCACGUUCUCCUCUUUGGCCAUCCUCAGUCUCUUGUUCCUCAUCAUAUCUUUCGUACACGCAUGCGAAUUCUGCGGAAGAAGCGGCAUACUGGCACUUUGACCACAGAAACCCCGACACGUUCGGCGUUAGCGUUGCUGGAAAGGAAAGUCGGAAAGGAUUUUUGGAUUGGAUUGGAAACAUGGAAUGAGGCUUCUCGGAGGAAAACUGCAGUUCCGAACAUCAAAAAUGAACUUUGAAAAGUAGAAAUUGAGAGAAUAGUGAUAGAUGUACAGAAUGGUCUAUUUUAUAUGUACUUCCAAAAUUAAAAGCCUUGUUAGCGCGCCUGUGCCCUGUGGACUUUUAAGAAGGACAGAGGCCUUCUUCAGUGUGUCAUCCAAAGGCCACGAAAGCCAUUCUGGUGACAUUGGAGAAAAGACUUUUUCAUAAGUAUCUGGCUAGAGCGUUCAUGGGUUUUGAUGUUGGCAGCUCCCAGCCUACCCGAUGUACGUGUAGUGGGACAUGUGGUGUUAUUGGGUGGGGGGCACCCAUUGCAGUUGUUGAAGACGAAUAAAUACUGCAUUGUUUGGUUUUAUACUUCAGCCAAUGACAUUUUAGACCUUGUCUAGAGAGGGGUCCGGAGGGAUACCCGGAUUAUCCAUCUAAGGGGUGGGAGAUCUGGAGGCAGCGGUAACCUUAGAGUCCAUAAGGUCCACCCUGCAGUUCCAGAACUCUGGGCCUAACAUCUGGGGUUGAGCCUUUAAGUGGCUGGAAGCCCCUCUCAUCCUGUGCUUGACACCCAUCCCUGCAUAGUCCUUCAAGGAAACUCUUAAGUUGACAGCUUAACCCUCUAAGACCAGAAAAAUGUAAAAAUUUAGACUAAAUUAAUAAAAAAAUUAUCUUAUUUAUUAAAGCACAAAAUAAAAUACAAAGAUAAACGAUUACAUGUAAAUGACAUGGAAUAGAGUAAUUUUGCUUGUUGCUUGCUACAACUAUUGGCUUGUGUAAUACAGUUAAAAUAUAAGUGACAAAAAAAAAAGAAUAUUCUUACAACGACGACCACAGAUUCUGACCUUCCUCCCUGUCUUCAAGAUGAUCUGCUUUUGUUUCAGAUCUCAUUGGGUUUUUAUUUAGAAUUCCUGUUCCAAAGUGUACAGAACCUUCUCAUUUUUACAGAACUUUUGUCCCACCCAGGACUGAGAUGGUGUAAUAAUUUUUUUAAAGGUCUAAUAAUCCUUUACAUGUAUGAUUAAAAUACAUUUCCUUGCCUAAGUAAUGCACUAUAUGGCCAAAAGUGUGUGAUGUCCCUUUAAAUGACUGAGUUCUGGUUUUGCAUUCUUAACGGGUGCAUCAAAUAAAAUAAAAUAAAAUCAAAUAAAGCAUAUA
Molecule: messenger RNA, 2878 nt
Organism: Polypterus senegalus (gray bichir)
Lineage: Eukaryota; Metazoa; Chordata; Cladistia; Polypteriformes; Polypteridae
Gene: entpd3
Product: ectonucleoside triphosphate diphosphohydrolase 3
Exons: 10
Coding region: 86-1615 (509 amino acids)
Biological process (GO): nucleoside diphosphate catabolic process
Cellular component (GO): plasma membrane
Molecular function (GO): UDP phosphatase activity; GDP phosphatase activity
Source: RefSeq, a predicted model, not a curated record